Messenger RNA from Nomascus leucogenys (northern white-cheeked gibbon), 1092 nucleotides. RefSeq names its product kinesin family member 25 (gene KIF25). Gene Ontology annotation, molecular function: ATP hydrolysis activity; ATP binding; microtubule motor activity. Gene Ontology annotation, cellular component: kinesin complex; microtubule. The coding region runs from base 1 to 1092 and encodes 363 amino acids. Lineage: Eukaryota; Metazoa; Chordata; Mammalia; Primates; Hylobatidae. The record is from RefSeq and is a predicted model, not a curated record. The transcript has 8 exons. Gene Ontology annotation, biological process: microtubule-based movement.
AUGAAACGGACCUCAGGUCAGCUUCAGCGUGAGAAGAAGGCCAGGCCUGGGUCCGGAGCUGGGAAUGUGGUUUAUGGUCCAGCAGAGUCUCAGAGCGCGGUCUUUGGAGAUGUGUGCUCCCUACUCACGUCUCCCGUGGAUGGGUACGAUGUUUGCGUUAUGGCGUAUGGACAGACGGGCAGCGGAAAGAGCUGUACCAUGCUGGGACCCCAUUCGGACGACGGCCAUAUUCUGCCGCUUGACCCACAGAAUGACUUAGGAAUUAUCCCUCGAGUGGCUGAGGAGCUUUUCAGGCUCAUUUUGGAAAAUCCCUCAAGAAUCCCAAAGGUUGAAGUCUCCAUAGUGGAAAUUUACAAUAAUGACAUUUUUGACCUUCUGGCCAAAGACAGCAUUGCAGCCGUGUCAGGGGUCAAGCGUGAGGUGACGACAGCCAAGGAUGGAUGGACAGAGGUUGCGCUGCUGGCCUCUGAGGCUGUCGGCAGCGCCUCAAAACUGAUGGAGCUCGUUCGUGGAGGUCUGCAGCUUAGGGCGAAGCACCCCACCCUGGUGCACGCGGAUUCCUCCAGGUCUCACCUGAUAAUUACGGUGACUCUAACCACAGCUGCCUGCUCUAACGGCACUGUAGACCGAGCCUGCAGUGCCACCCUCCCCAGGGAGCGGACAGAGGCGGGAAGGGCAAGAAGGGCAGGAAGGAGCCGCAGAGCUUCUCAAGGGGCCUGGGCUCCACAGCCGGUUCCUGGGCACCCCGCAGGGCGUGCGGAGCAGGUGCAGGCCCGGCUGCAGCUCGUGGACUUGGCUGGCAGCGAGUGCACUGGUGUGUCCGGGGUGACCGGGUCGGCCCUGAGGGAGACGGUGUGCAUCAACCGCAGCCUUGCGGCCCUGGCAGACGUCCUAGGGGCUUUGUCGGAGCAUCGCGGCCAUGUCCUGUACCGGAACAGCAGGCUCACCCACCUCCUUCAGGACUGCCUCGGAGGCAACGCGAAGUUACUGGUGAUUCUCCGCAUUUCUCCCAGCCAGAGGCACCUGGCGCAGAUGUUGCAGGGCCUGGGUUUUGGGAUCCGAGCUCGGCAAGUCCAGCGAGGCCCUGCCUGA